GUCGCCCCGAGCACAGUAAAGGAAGGGAGGGACAGAGAAUAGCUGAGCUGUGCAGCUAAACAAUCCUGUUUGGUGGCCUACCUGCUUCUCUCUCGCACCUUGAUGAAGACUUCGACUGUACGGACUGCAAAAUAAAAACAAAAAUGCCGUUAUCCAGCUCUUAAAUGUGACCAUCAACAUCAGUCAAUGCCGUCUCAAGGUCAAGAAGAAGAGACAUGAACAACCCCACCCCCGAAUUAGUGGUGGGACACCCUGCUGGACUUGUUGUGGAUAAAGAUGCUACUUCAGAGACAGCAUUUGGGGGCGCCUACUCUCCGGUGGACUAUAUGAGCAUCACAAGCUUUCCCAGAUUGCCAGAGGACGAGAUGGUGUCUAGUGACAACGCCCCUAAAUCUCACAAAGAUGAGGACAACAUCUUGGGCGAGCAAGAGACAGACCCAGAUGGAUUUUUAAAGUCUGCCCGUCUCCAGCGUCUCCCAUCCUCAGCUUCUGACCUGGCCUACCAUGAUGCUGUGUCUCUGAGGGAAACCACUAACGACCCUUUUACUCAAGAAUGUGCCUGCCAGCGGGAUGGACUGACCGUCAUCAUCACUGCAUGUCUCACCUUCGCCAUAGGAGUCACUGUAGCUCUCGUCAUGCAGAUCUACUUUGGAGACCCCCAGGUUUUUCACCAAGGAGCAGUGGUGACAGAUGUGGCUCGGUGUACAUCCCUUGGGUUUGAAGUUUUAGGGAAGCAAGGGUCCAGUGUUGAUGCUGCUAUCACGGCUGCCCUCUGUUUGGGGAUCGUCCACCCUCACACCUCUGGUUUAGGAGGUGGGGGAGUUAUGUUGGUGCAUGACAUCUGGAAGAAUGAGACACGGGUCAUUGACUUCCGAGAGACAGCGCCAUCUGCCAUUCGGGAAGAGCUACUACAGUCAAACAUUGAGCACAAUGCAGGUUUGCUUGUUGGAGUACCAGGUUUACUCAGCGGGAUGCAUCAGGCACACCAGCUUUAUGGCAGAUUACAGUGGAAAGACGUGGUUACCAUGGCAGCGGAUGUGGCCAGAAAUGGAUUCAAUAUCACACAUGACUUAGCUGAAGCGCUCGCUAAUAUUAAAGACCAGAACAUUUCAGCUGCAUUUCGGGAUCUCUUCCUCCCUAAUGGCCAGGCUCCACUCCCUGGGUUGCUGAGCAGACGGCCUGAUUUAGCGAGCAUCUUAGAUGCUGUCGCAGUCAAAGGGAUAUCGGAAUUCUACAGUGGGAACCUGACGCAGGAAAUGGCUGCUGUGGUGCAAGCAAGUGGUGGAGUGCUCACAGAAGAUGACUUUGGUAACUACAGCACUGUCCUACAGCAACCAGCCCACAUCAACUAUCAGGGACACCAUGUGAUGGUGGCUCCAGCCCCUCAUGCAGGUAUCGGCUUGAUCACUGCCCUUAACAUCCUGGAAGGUUACAACAUUACAAACCAGGUGCCCAGGAACAGCACGUAUCAUUGGACUGCAGAGUCUGUGAAGAUAGCUCUGGCACUGGUGAGUGGUUUGGGAGACCCCAUGUUUGACACUUCAGUCUCAGAGACGAUCAACAAGAUGUUGAGCAAGCCACAGGCGACCUUACUUCGCCAAAUGAUCAAUGACUCUCAGGCGUUUCCUGCCAGCCAUUACGUGCCAUCAUUUAGUUUGGAGGAAGGUGCAGUAGCUGCCCAGGUCAUGGUCAUGGGCCCAGAUGACCACAUUGUCUCCGUAGUAAGCUCCCUGAAUAAACCAUUUGGAAGUGGGAUAGUGACUCCUUCUGGGAUCAUUUUCAACAGCCAAAUAUUGGCCUUUUCUUGGCCUAAUAAAACCCAAAGCCCCAUACCUAACCCUCAUAACAGCCUCCAGCCUGGGAAGAGGCCAUUGUCCUUCCUGAUGCCCACAGCAGUGAGGCCAGCCAUAGGGAUGUGCGGUACCUACGUUGCGGUUGGAUCCUCCAAUGGAGCAAAAGCUCUUAGUGGCAUCACACAGGUGCUGCUAAAUGUUCUCUCCUCACGUAAAAACAUGAGCGACAGUUUAGCGUAUGGUAGACUCCACCCACAGCUGCAGCAAGAAACUCUUCUAGUGGACUCUGAAUUUCUAGAUGAAGAUGUUGAGCUGCUUCAGGCCAAGGGUCACAAAGUUGAAAGGAUUGAAGUUUUGUCAUUGGUGGAAGGCACCCGGAGAACUAAUGAUGUCAUCAUUGGUGUGACGGACCCCCGUAGUGCUGAUGCCUCAGCCCUGACCAUGUAUAAGACUUAGUACUGUAGUCUUAAAAUACCACUUAAUAAUUUGGGCACUGAACAAAUAGCAAUAGACUGUUCCCACAACUGUGUGCAAUUUUAAAUAAUUAUCAUCCGUUGCUGAGACUGACAGAUUUGUAUUUAUUUAUGAUAGUUAAUCUUUUAAGGUCUAUAGACGUUGUUAAAAUACUAUACUCUUCCCCACACAAUGUCAUUCAUCAUUGUUUGUUGAGCAUAUUUACAGGUAUAUAAAGCCGCAAAAUUGAUUUUCCAAUUCAGAUCUGGUGCAUUCCAGUUCAGCUUAAAUUAUUUUUGUAAAUAUAAAUGUAAUAAUGGGUAUGUUUGUGCUGUUAUAAAAGUUAAUGUAUAGCCAACAUCCAUGCUGUACAAUUCUUUGCAGGCACGUUGAGCAUUUUAAGAAGAUACUAUUCAUGCAAGUGAUUUAUUAUUGUUGCACUCGUGGCUGUCCAUGAAAAGCAAACUGAUAUCUAAAUUGGUUAGAUGAUAAUUGGCCCACUUACAAAAGGAAGUAUUUGCUGUGAAAUAUUGACAUGCCAUUCCCAUAAACGACUGGAGAAAUAUAGAUGAAAAUGGAAUGUUAAUGGACAAUUGUGUGUGUGUUUAUGUAGCUGUACAGUAAUUUCAGAGAUACUGUAUACUUCUUGUGUUUACAGUUGCUGGGGGUGUUUUGUAACUGACAUUGAAGCAUUAUUUGUGACUUUACUACAAUCUGUCUAUUUUUAUAUUAAAUAUAUGGUUGUUGACAUUAUGUUUUCUGUCACCACAAGUUUGUAGAAAAUGUUUUACAUUCCUUUUUGGAUGUGUUGAUUUCUGGGAGCGCAAAGGUGAUGCACCUCAAUGUGACCUGUUAAGAGACGUCCAGAACAUAUACACCAUACCAUACUGUUUUUGUAAACUUUGUGAAGUUAUGUAAAAACCAACAUAUAUUGUGAAGUUUUCUAAAGUGGUUUUAUGUUAUUCCAGACUGCUCCUAAUCCACAAUGAAUUUAUUUUUCUUGUGAAUGAGGAUGCAAUAUAGAUUUUUAUGCUGAUUGUGUGUUCUGUAGAUGGUCAUGCGCACAUUUGCACAAUAUUUGAUGUUUGAUUUCAUGUGAUUGUAAUUGUUUUGAAAAUAAACAUAAUCAACUCUUCCACAAAUAA
This is a messenger RNA of Nerophis ophidion (straightnose pipefish), 3391 nucleotides long. Its product is annotated as glutathione hydrolase 7. Gene Ontology annotation, biological process: glutathione catabolic process. Gene Ontology annotation, cellular component: plasma membrane. Bases 216 to 2249 code for a protein of 677 amino acids. NCBI's taxonomy places the organism in Eukaryota, Metazoa, Chordata, Actinopteri, Syngnathiformes, Syngnathidae. The record is from RefSeq and is a predicted model, not a curated record. The transcript is spliced from 16 exons. Gene Ontology annotation, molecular function: glutathione gamma-glutamate hydrolase.